Molecule: messenger RNA, 1644 nt
Organism: Trypanosoma brucei brucei TREU927
Lineage: Eukaryota; Euglenozoa; Kinetoplastea; Trypanosomatida; Trypanosomatidae
Exons: 1
Coding region: 1-1644 (547 amino acids)
Source: RefSeq, a predicted model, not a curated record
AUGUAUUUCAAGCCAUCUCUGACGCGCUACAUCCCUGUAUGCAUUUCUCCACUUCUGCAUCAAUGCCGGAAGCUAACGAAUUCCGGCGACGCUGGUGUGAAGGGAAACACAGGCGGUAGUGUGAGCCCCUGUGGGAGUCCUGAUGAAACCGAUUCAGGCACUUGGCGCAGCGCGGCGCAGGUCACGCCGAUAGUGCUCCACAGUGGCAGGGGAAACUGCGUCAAAGAGGCACCCGUCCCCAACACACUCCCUACCAGACACCGCGAGAGUAUAGGAAGUCGUUCACAAGACGUUUCUACUGUUGCAGCCGAUGGCGAAUCAACUGUACCAGACCACGGUCCCCUCCGACCCACCGGUCUUUGGAAGGUGGAGGAAGUUGUGGACGCUACGAAGGCUACGGUUGACUUCAGGCGUAUUGACGAAGUGGAAAGUGAAGUCGUGGAGGCUAUUUCCCAGUCAGAUAGUUCCCUGGUGCCGUAUGAUGAAGAGGAGCAGUGGAAACACAAACUUAUGUUUGUGCACAAGUUCAGGAAAAGUCCAAAACAUUUGACAUGGCGACAACUUGGAGAGGAGAUUGAAUGCAUGGAUUGUAUCAUCGAUAUGGACAAGCACAGGCCCGAAGAGGUGUUCACCAUAUCUUUUUACUUCACAGACAAAAAAACUGGAACUCGGGAUGUGGUCUGGACGGCUCGUAACGACGUAUCGCAUUCGGAAGGAUUAACCGACUUACUUGCCGCCAUUGGUGCGUGCCUGGGUCGUGCUGACGUUCAUCGAACCAUCCGAUUCGACGAUGGCAUGGGAGUUACACGAGAUAUUUCCAUUCGCAAACUAUCACGUUACACUUCCGACGUUACAGUCGCCUUCCGACCACCAGAAAAGUACAACAAAUACGCUCGUAAAUCUGAAAGGGACGAGUACGAGCAAAGUGCAACAGUGGAGGAUAGGAGCACUUGGGGAUUCCAUCCGGCACUUAUGGAUCGUGAUUACACCGCUCUCGACUACGAAGAUCCGUCUGGAACCUAUGUCAUUGCUCUUUCGGCUCAUGCCUUUAGCUACAUAAUUCUAAUAUGCAUAAAUCGUCUGCUGGAAAGACCAAUGAAAGAUUUCUAUCGGCCUUCCCAGCUGAUGCGCACAGCAAAGGUGCGGAUGCACGAUACUGUUGGUGUUAGUCACGCCGUGAAGGGAUGGAUGGGCAUUGAGGAAUUGAUUUAUCCACACUACACACCUGUCGAAGCAAUACAGGAACAUUGGCUUGGAAAGGAUGCACCAUUUAGUAUUGUCGCCAUCAUCAAUAAGUUACGUGAAAUGACUUACCUGAAGAAGGAGAAUCCAGAGCUCCGUUCUUGGCUCUCUGUACGCCAUUAUGACACACAUACCGCUAUACGAAACCUGAAGGUGAAAAUGUUAGGAGUUGGCGCAAGCUCACUCUUCCUACCUGUAUCACAUAACCCCACGGUGAACCGCCUCCUUCCGAGGUCACAACAGCGACGACUGGAAAGUAGUUUCUCGCUUAAUGCUGUUCUUGGCAUGCCCGACGAAACGCGACAAAUCGAUGAGUUCAAGAAGAUUACUGGAUGUGAGUGUACUAACGAAAUCGGGGAUACCAAGAGCAGUACUGAAAAAAAGGACACUAUCGAAAAGUAA